AUGGCCAAACUCAUAACCUGUCUUCUCUUUCUCACCAUUCUCUUCUCUUUCAUCUUUCUCACAAUGUCAAAAGAAGCAGAGUACCAUCCAGAAAAAUAUGGAUCAGGAAGUCUGAAAUCAUUCCAAUGUGGAGGAGAAUGCACAAGGAGGUGCAGCAACACGAAGUAUCAUAAACCAUGCAUGUUCUUCUGCCAGAAGUGUUGUGCUAAAUGCCUUUGUGUCCCUCCAGGCACUUAUGGCAACAAACAAGUGUGUCCAUGUUACAACAACUGGAAGACUCAACAAGGUGGACCAAAAUGUCCAUAA
Messenger RNA from Microthlaspi erraticum, 306 nucleotides. The record is from the annotation of a GenBank genome assembly. NCBI's taxonomy places the organism in Eukaryota, Viridiplantae, Streptophyta, Magnoliopsida, Brassicales, Brassicaceae.